This is a messenger RNA of Populus euphratica (Euphrates poplar), 814 nucleotides long. RefSeq lists its product as uncharacterized. Gene Ontology annotation, biological process: protein ubiquitination. The record is from RefSeq and is a predicted model, not a curated record. Gene Ontology annotation, cellular component: cytoplasm. Bases 107 to 805 code for a protein of 232 amino acids. The transcript has a single exon. Lineage: Eukaryota; Viridiplantae; Streptophyta; Magnoliopsida; Malpighiales; Salicaceae. Gene Ontology annotation, molecular function: ubiquitin protein ligase activity; zinc ion binding.
AAGAGUCAUGUAUUUCCACAAACCCUAGCUGCUAGAUUCGCUGUCUUAAUUACCUUCUUCGUUUUCUCACAAACCCUACUGCCCUUCUUUCUCUCCCAACUCAACCAUGGACACUCACAUCGAUUACGACUUUAUUGUCAGAUUAAAACCCAAAACAAAUAGAAACUCACAACACGUCAAUUGUGACCAACCACUACAAAAGGUACCAGCAACGUUUCCUGUGAACUUCUUGCUUUACAAGCGACCGAUCUACUACUCUCUUCAUGGAGUGGCGUUCUCCGCAACAGAUAGAAGACCCGAGUCCAUAAGCCGCAAAAUUAUUCACAUUCCGGUUGGAGAUUCACUGUGUCAUCACAUCAAUGAUUUCAAAGGGAUCUUGACCGACAUCGGCAUCCCUGGAAUCAAGAUAUCACAGAUACUAAUCGAAAUUGCAACCAAGGCGCACGGCAUUGAUACUUGUAACGGCGUGCUCAUGCUUGUCGCAAUACGGAAGACAGUCUAUCAUGAAGCUAGACUUCGUAAUGAAGAAGAUGAUAUUGGUAGAGCUGAGAGGGAGUCAAUGGAGGUUGAGGCGAAGCCAAUCCCGGCCACCAAGUCCUCUAUUGAUGCAUUGGAAAGGGUGGUUUUGGACGCCUCGGCGUCAGCGAGAGACUGCACUGUUUGUAUGGAAGAUAUUGACGCAGGGAGUGAAGCAAUUCGGAUGCCGUGCUCGCAUGUCUAUCACUCAGAUUGCAUUGUUAAGUGGUUGCAAACUAGUCACAUGUGUCCUCUUUGCCGCUAUCAUAUGCCCUGUGAAUACUUGUGAACAUGAUCA